UCCUUCCUCCCCACCCCUAUAACAGACCCUGACGUGGGUUCCUGCCACUCUGCAGGCCUCGCUGUGUCCCUUCACCAUGGCUUACAUAGCCAAGUCCUUCUACGACCUCAGUGCCACCAGCCUGGACGGGGAGAAGGUAGAUUUCAACACAUUCCGAGGCAGGGCCGUGCUGAUUGAGAACGUGGCCUCGCUCUGAGGCACGACCAGCCGGGACUUCACCCAGCUCAACGAGCUGCAAUGCCGCUUUCCCAGGCGCCUGGUGGUUCUCGGCUUCCCUUGCAACCAAUUCGGACAUCAGGAGAACUGUCAGAAUGAGGAGAUCCUGAACAGUCUCAAGUAUGUCCGCCCUGGGGGUGGAUUCCAGCCCACCUUUACCCUUGUCCAAAAGUGUGAGGUGAAUGGUCAGAACGAGCAUCCUGUCUUCGCCUACCUGAAGGACAAGCUCCCCUACCCUUACGAUGACCCAUUUUCCCUCAUGACCGAUCCCAAGUUCAUCAUUUGGAGCCCCGUGCGCCGCUCGGAUGUGGCCUGGAACUUUGAGAAGUUCCUUAUUGGGCCGGAGGGGGAGCCCUUCCGCCGCUACAGCCGCACCUUCCAGACCAUCAACAUUGAGCCUGACAUCAAACGCCUCCUCAAAGUUGCCAUAUAGACACGAGCUGCUCGGCACGCGGAUCUACUCCAUCCCGCCCCUGGUAUCUUUCCUUAGGGUCAGGGUCUUCUGCAGGAGACACUGCUGGACCAAAGCUUCCCCCUGAAGAGCCUUGCCCUUCCAGUCCCCCUGUCUCCCUUCCUUCCCCCAACCUUCUGGUUGGUGAUUCUACUUGGAGCUCCAAGACUUGGGUGGCUCUGAGCCUUCACAGAAUGAUGGCACCUUCCUAAACCGUAUGGGCGGUGUCUGAGAAGUGUGAAGGGCUUAGAGCCAGGCUGCUAGAUGGGUCCAAUAAAGGGCAGGUAGGCAAACGGCCAA
Messenger RNA from Neomonachus schauinslandi (Hawaiian monk seal), 967 nucleotides. It is a transcript of the gene GPX2, whose product is annotated as glutathione peroxidase 2. The transcript has 2 exons. Lineage: Eukaryota; Metazoa; Chordata; Mammalia; Carnivora; Phocidae. Gene Ontology annotation, biological process: response to oxidative stress. The record is from RefSeq and is a predicted model, not a curated record. Gene Ontology annotation, molecular function: glutathione peroxidase activity.